UAUCUAUAUAUGUAUCGACAUUGAUAUCGAUAUGAAACAAACAAAAAUACUGAAAUUACAAUUCGAAGUCUGGAGCUUUUCCACUGCUAUAGCUUCAUAGCUCAUGAUGCUCAGAACACAACGUGAUUGGGUUUGACAAACGCUUUAGCAAUUGUGGUUGCACUGAAUGCUCUGUAAUUUCUGGGAAAUUGGUCUCACUAAACAUGAUAUGGUCAAGGCUAAGUAGGAGAACCCAUCUCCCGUUAUAUGUUAGGGGUUUGCAAAAUGCCUUUCCUGAAUCUAGGUUCCUAUCUAUUGUUCCUGAAGGACCAACUUACAAAUUCAUUAAUUCUACUACUGGAUACCAGCAUUAUUUCACAUGUAAUAUACAUAUAUCAAAGAUAAAGCAGGAAUUGAGUACAAAGUCAUUCCAUCAGUGUUACCGCUCUUUAGCUUUUUCUUCACGGAAUGUUGGAAGGUCAUGUUCCAUGCCUGGUUUUCGACACUUCUCAUCUCAUGCAUCCAAAGAGCAGAAAUCACAAAAGAUGCUUUUAUAUCUCACAGGCUUGGUUUUUGUGAUGGUUGGAUGCACAUAUGCUGCAGUUCCCCUUUACAGAAGAUUUUGCCAAGCAACUGGCUAUGGAGGAACUGUUACCCGGCGUGAGACUGUUGAAGAAAAGAUUGCACGGCAUGAUAGCAAUGAAACAGUGACCAAAAGGGAAAUUGUGGUACAGUUCAACGCUGAUAUUGCUGAUGGCAUGCCAUGGAAGUUUGUUCCUACACAGAGAGAGGUUAGGGUCAAGCCCGGAGAAAGUGCCCUUGCAUUUUAUACUGCUGAAAACAAAAGUUCUACUCCGAUAACUGGUGUGUCUACAUAUAAUGUCACUCCCAUGAAGGCUGCAAUAUACUUCAACAAAAUACAAUGCUUCUGCUUUGAGGAGCAGCGACUGCUUCCUGGAGAGCAGAUUGACAUGCCUGUAUUCUUUUAUAUUGACCCAGAAAUUGAGACAGAUCCUAGAAUGGAUGGUAUCAAUAACAUAAUAUUAUCAUAUACUUUCUUCAAGGUUUCUGAAGAGUAAGACCAAAUUAAAUGUUCACUUGAGAUUGAAGUGACAAGGUCCCUCUGUUUCAAAGCGUAUUAGAUGCCUAGCACAUCCUUGAAGCUCAAGUUGUGUGACACUUGAUUUUAUGACUGAUGAAGGACUACAAUUCAUUUUUCUAAUUUGUUUCACCCAACAUUCUAAGUAAAGACAAGGUUACUUAUCCUGUAUGUAUGCCUCGUUUUUGGCUGUUUCCAGCAUAUUCCUAUAAAACAAUUGUGAUUAGCUUGUUGAAUUUAAUAAUAUCAUGAACACAAUUAUUUGUCAUUAAUAAUCAA
Molecule: messenger RNA, 1357 nt
Organism: Lotus japonicus
Lineage: Eukaryota; Viridiplantae; Streptophyta; Magnoliopsida; Fabales; Fabaceae
Product: cytochrome c oxidase assembly protein COX11, mitochondrial
Exons: 8
Coding region: 204-1058 (284 amino acids)
Cellular component (GO): mitochondrial inner membrane
Molecular function (GO): copper ion binding
Source: RefSeq, a predicted model, not a curated record